UAUAUUAAUGUGCAUACUUGUCGAUGCUCCAUAUUCCUCAACGCUUUUCCCUCUAUCAAUAAGGCACCGCAUUGAGCAUCCUUGUUUGAAAUUUCUGAACGUCAAUCAUCAUGGGUAGCCUACCGAAUUUGCACGAGUUGGAGGAAAUAGAGCGCAGACGUGAGAAACGCCGUGAACGCGAGCAGCGUGAGCAACUGCGAGAGCAGCGGGCACGUGAUUCGAGUCGUGAACGUGAGCGGAUGGCCCUAUUCGCACAGCGCAAGCAAUCUUCCUACAACGCUUACCUAAUGGCUGGCUUGGGCAUGGGUGGAGGAACACUUGGUAUGGCUGCUGCUGUUGGAGCCUCACAUUUGACAAGUGCUGCAGCAGCAACUGGUGGCAUCGGUGCGGGCGCAAAUACAACUCCUACUACAGCUACGAACACUUUAAGUGGAUUUGCAGUGGGUGGUGCAGCGCUGCUUGGCUUAGGAACGCCUGCGCUGCUAACCAAGUAUCACCACCAACACCAACACCAACAUCAUCGACACUCAUUGACUACGCGACAUCGAGUGUUACGCACCCGAAGCUCGGGAGCGACACACAAUGUUUGGGAUGAACAAUUGAUGGAGCACCUCGCGGCCUACUCGCCGAUUUCGACGCGCUCUCACCGAAUCAAUCCGGUGUCAUCAUAUCAGGUGCAAGCUGCAUUGGCUGCCUCCCGUCGACGUGAAUCCAUCAACAGUUCGAUUGGUGCUGCAUCAAUAAGACGCCUCAUUACGUUAAAUAACCGUAACUGCCGACAUAAGAUUCCACCACACGUACGGCACAAAGUGUGCCAGAGUUUCAUCAGCCUAACGCUGGCGCAUGGACUAAUAUGUGCAGUCUUGCUGCCGCUCUUUGCGCUACAAGGUUCAAAUUCUGUGUGGCAUCAACGCGAGCAGUGGCUGCAUGUGGGACCAAAUAUCGGCUCGCUGCUGCUAAGCGGUUGCUUUUUUAUUUCCGCCGUUAUGUGCCUCUUUACCAAACGCCUUAUACAGAAAUUCGGUUAUACAUCAGUAAUUAGCACCAGCUAUGUUGCGACGGGAAUAUUUCUCUUAUGCCACCUGUUUCCCUCCAUCUUUACGCUGCUGCCAGCAUACAUGCUGCUUGGCGUCACUUAUAGUCCUUCGUGGGUAAGCAAAAUUGCACUAGUUGUGCACUAUGGCAGCAAGCUGAGUUGUUCGCAGCACGAAUGCAUGCACAGUUCAUCGCAUGUUUCGGACGUAAUGGAUGAGCACAAACUAUUCUGCAACCGCGAUCAGAAGGUUCGCCGUUUAGCGCGUUGGUUCCAGGUGGCUCAGGAUGCGGGAAUUAUAUUGGGCGCUUUACUGGCGUCAUUCACUCUCGCUUGUAGUUCCAGCGAUUGGAAUUGUUUCGAUAGUGGUGAGACGGUGACAUUAGAAACACAAGCCACUUCAUUACCCGGACAGAACCUAACUGAGCCACUUCCAAAGGCCAUGGCAUUGCGAUCGCAUUCUUACACAAUGACUGGUUUUUUGCCUAAUAUACCGGGUUACUUCGACGACUUUUAUUAUCAUAACGAACACGGCGAGAGGAUUUGUGGUGCCGACAUGUGUCCCGUUUGGUAUCAUGACAAUAGCUUCGACGACACUGGCAACGGAACCAAUGAAACCAUCUAUACGCAGUUCAUCAAUGAAAGAUCAACUGGUGGCGGGAUUACACUCAUAAGUGUGUACUUCCUGUUCAUAAUAGUUGCGGUAGGAUUAUCUUUCUUUGGUGGAAAAAUACAGGCCACUUUUCGGCGUGAUGUGCACUUAAAAGGCGUGACAGAUACGUUACUCUUCGCUGGACCGAUGGCGUAUUUUGUGGGCACCGAGCAGGCUUAUAUGCUGGGCGACUUUUUGCGGGCUUUCGUAUCAUGUUCACUGGGCAUUAGCAUGGUUGCAGGCGCAUUGGUCGGCAUGGGCAUCAUGCAAUGCAUAGUAUCCUGCACGCUAAGUAUGCUGCUGCGGCACACCAAGCGUAUUGUGGUCAUUUUGGCCGGCUUCUUCUUUCAAUCAUGCCUGCUGCUUGCAUUAUCCAGCUGGAAGCCCUCUAGCGAUGAUAUGGCGCUCUUUUACGUACUGGCCGCCUCGUGGGGUGCCUGUAACGAUCGUAUCCUUUUGCGGCGUUUUCUAAAAUCCAUGUUCUACGAUGUCGAGGAAACCAAAAAAAUUAUUGAAUUGAACUACUCAAUGCGAAACAAAUAUCCUCACUUAUUUAUCGAUCGAGACCCCGAUGAUGAUGGAAUUAAGGCGAUACGGGAUGUAACAGAGUUGAUACCUCUGCCAGGCCUAACACCAGAGGGCCAUAAAUUGCUAUUCUUUCGUCUAGGCGACAAAGAUCCUAAAAAGAUGAAUAGUAUUGAAGAGUGUAAGACAUUUUUUAUGCUUGCUGACUGCCGUUUCACCGACCUCGAUCUUGAAGAACCAACACUACGAAAGGUAAAGGAAUCACAAGAAACUGCCGAUGCAGAGACUGGCACCAAAACUGAAAAUGAAAUUGAAGAUGAGUCGCUGGAUGAUAAUAUUAUAGCAAAUGGCGAAGUGCAGAUUUGUGACAUAGACGGAUAUACUCUAUCCCACAUGGCACGCAUUUCUUUUACAAUAUUACGCAUGUAUAUGAAUUUCUUACAAGAGGCAUAUCCGGUGCGUUUGCGCGCCAUGCACAUCAUCAAUUGUCCACCAUUUCUAAACAAAAUGAUCGCUAUUGUCAGGCCCUUCGUGCGUGAUGAGGUUUAUAAAAUGAUUCAUUUCCACACCGAGGGCAUAGAGAGUUUAUUUGAACAUGUCCCGCGCGAUUUAUUGCCCAACGAAUAUGGCGGCAAAGCGGGUACAGUAUUUGAAUUGAAACAGAAAUGGACAGAGGAAUUGUCAAUUAAGAGGAGUUAUUUAAUGGAUCCGAAGCACUGGAAAACGGAACAAAGUCAAAACUCGCGCCGUUGGUAUUGGUUUUAGCGACACACAUGUAUAGUACUUGUGUACAUGCAUGCAUAUGACCAGCAUAUGUUAGUAAAUAUUUAUAUUUUACAGUUUUACAUGAUGUGUUAAAAGAGCAACUUAUGACGUAUGUAAUUAUGUGAUAGUAUGUGACUAAAAUGAGUUCUUGGGUUUUUAUAUAUAAAAUAGAUUAAAGGGUUGAGAUGUUACUAUAGUGCUGGGUAACGCACCAAGGUGUUGCGCUAUUCUGUUGAUACACUAAUUGGCAACACUUUAGCUCAAUCGCGCCAGUAACUCUAAUAACACAAGUAACUUCAGUAGCUGAAAUAUAGUAUGUUCCUUUGAACUUCGGAGUAAAACCUGGGGAACUGUCAAACUACAAUUUUACUCUCUUGUGUGAGAGUAAAACGAUAACAGGUGCAGAAGUGUACGGGAACGCAAAAAGCACUACUUCCUUCAAAAACGUCAGUCGGUUUGUUUACAUGCCAUUGGUACAACACUGAUUUG
Rhagoletis pomonella (apple maggot) is the source of this 3464-nucleotide messenger RNA. RefSeq lists its product as uncharacterized. Bases 111 to 2975 code for a protein of 954 amino acids. The record is from RefSeq and is a predicted model, not a curated record. Gene Ontology annotation, cellular component: striated muscle dense body; plasma membrane. Gene Ontology annotation, molecular function: potassium channel regulator activity. The transcript has 10 exons. NCBI's taxonomy places the organism in Eukaryota, Metazoa, Arthropoda, Insecta, Diptera, Tephritidae. Gene Ontology annotation, biological process: regulation of muscle contraction; regulation of potassium ion transport.